Molecule: messenger RNA, 3180 nt
Organism: Salvia miltiorrhiza (redroot sage)
Lineage: Eukaryota; Viridiplantae; Streptophyta; Magnoliopsida; Lamiales; Lamiaceae
Exons: 5
Coding region: 1201-2709 (502 amino acids)
Biological process (GO): transmembrane transport
Cellular component (GO): membrane
Molecular function (GO): transmembrane transporter activity
Source: RefSeq, a predicted model, not a curated record
CAAAACGACGUCGUUUUUGGUAAAAUUAACUUAUUUCUUUCUUUCUUUCCCCUAUUCACGUUUUCAGCCCUAAAUUGCAGAAUUUCUGCAAAGACGCAACAAAACAUCUUCUCUAUUCUAAUCUUCUCUUUCAAUUCGUGAAUCUUAGGGUUGUAGGUUCUCUUUCAAUUCCUGAAUCUCCAAAGCCACCAUCGUUCGAGGGUGAGACAAGAGUUGAUUUCCUGCCCAAAGCGAACAAAAUCUUCUCUCUCGUCUCUUCUAAUCAUUGGGCAGUAAGUUCUCUUUCAAUUCAUGAAUCUCCACCGUUUGAGGGCACGAAGAAAUAGGGGCGAUAGACCUUAUUUUGCUAUUUUUAUUCUGAAGAAGGGGCUCGUUUGCUUCAAAGAAGAAUGGAAGAAGGAGGGAAGAAUUCCGUUUAUUCUCUAAAGGGCUCGUCUGCUUCGAAGAAAGGAAGGGAAGAGAUCUGAAAAUUAGGACUCGUAUCUUUAAUCUGCAAUUAGCUUGUUAUUUUCUUUAAAAACGGCUUCGUUUAUGGCAUUUGGGUGACACUUCAUUUGUCCAGGUGUUCCGAUGUGAUUACAUGUAAAUUUUUUACUGCCACAUCAUUUUCACGAUAGGGGGUUUUGUGGUUGUGGGAAAAAUAAAAAAAAAGUGAAAGACGAUGUAUUAUAGAGAGGAUUUUAAAAAUGGCGUGCAAUUCCAAAAUUUGGAGAAAAUUUGUGUAUUUAGGGAUAAUUAACUUUUUUUUUUUAAUUACGUGUGAGUUGCUUAUUUGAUUACAUAGUAGGUAUCUUUUAUAAUUCUAAAAAUAAAUAGGCAAACUAUAUAUACUCCCCUUGUCCGUCAAAAGAAGAAAAAAACCUUGUUUUUUUUGGAAUCAUUAUUUUGUUUUAUUAUAUAAUAUCUCCGCAAUUGAAAAUAAUAGGAGUGGAAAUACCUUUAUAGGGCUUGAUCCAAAUCCCAAAAUUGAAUAGUACUAAAUGCUAUGCAACAACAUUUUAUUGGUUUUUGUGGAAAAAUAUGAUUCAACAUUUCGUGGUAUUGUCGCUUGGAAUAUUCCCGCCUUUGCCACUCCAUUUUGACUACCGACAGGCACUCCGCCACCGCUGACUCUGCCAAGUAGAACAAACACAAUUCAACGGAUCAAAUUAUACAUAUAAAACAAAAUCCAGAAAUUAAAAGUUCGGAAUUUUGUGGAAGAUGAAGGCAGGAACGCUGACGCUUGUGCUGGUGAAUCUCGCCGGAAUAAUGGAAAGAGCAGACGAAUCAUUACUACCGGGAGUCUACAAAGAAGUUGGGGAAGCGCUCCAUUCGGGCCCAACCGGGCUGGGCUUUCUUACCCUUCUCCGAUCGAUGGUGCAGGCGAUUUGCUACCCCGUCGCGGCUUACUUGGCGGGCCGGCAUAAUCGGGCCCACGUCAUCUCCUACGGUGCUUUCCUUUGGGCCGCCGCCACCUUCCUCGUCGCCUUCUCCUCCACCUUCUUUCAGGUAGCUGUGUCGAGAGCUUUGAAUGGGAUUGGCCUUGCCAUUGUUGCACCCGCGAUUCAGUCCCUCGUUGCUGAUUCAACUGGUGAUGCCAACCGUGGUACAGCUUUUGGGUGGCUGCAGCUCACCAGCAACCUUGGUUCGGUUAUUGGUGGACUGCUUUCGUUGUUGAUAGCUCCGGUUACUUUGAUGGGAAUCCCUGGCUGGAGGAUUUCUUUUCACCUCGUUGGCAUAGUCAGCGUCAUUGUGGGGUUACUAGUUUGGUUAUUCGCCGUUGAUCCUCACUUUCCUAAUGGUGGUACGAGCGCUAGUGAUCGAGCGCCCCGCAAGUCUUUCCGAUCGGAUGUGAAAGACCUCUUCCAGGAAGCCAAAUCAGUGAUCAGGAUCCCUUCCUUUCAAAUUAUUGUAGCCCAAGGUGUUACGGGUUCGUUUCCCUGGUCAGCUUUGUCGUUUGCUCCGAUGUGGUUGGAGCUAAUUGGUUUCUCUCAUGAGAAGACAGCCGUCCUCAUGGGCACAUUCAUUGUGGCAAACUCCCUUGGUGGUGUAUUCGGAGGCAUGAUGGGCGAUUUCUUAUCUAAGCGCCUCCCAAAUUCUGGCCGGAUAAUCCUGUCGCAGAUAAGCUCGGGAUCUGGAAUUCCUCUCUCAGCAAUUCUUUUGCUGGCGGUGCCUAACAAUCCGUCUACUAUGCUCGUACAUGGUAUUGUCAUGUUUAUUACGGGUUUCUGCAUAUCUUGGAACGCCCCCGCCACAAACAAUCCGAUUUUUGCAGAAAUAGUCCCAGAGAGAUCUCGAACAAGCAUCUACGCAUUAGACAGAUCCUUUGAGUCAGUAUUAUCAUCAUUUGCUCCUCCCACAGUCGGACUACUGGCUCAGUAUGUCUACGGGUAUAAGCCCAUCGUUCCAGAAGGUUCAGACGGCAUCUCUACAGAUAGAGAGAACGCUGCAUCUUUGGCGAAGGCUCUCUUUGCAGCAAUAGCUAUCCCAAUGGCUUUGUGUUGUGUCAUAUACACUUUCCUUUAUCGCACUUACCCGAAGGACAGAGAUCGUGCCCGAAUGGAAGCUAUCAUGGAGUCGGAGAUUCAGCUGAUUGAAUCGGAAUCUUCACACACUAGAGGAGACCAUGUUCAGAUUGAAAGAAGGGAGCUUAAUCUUGAUGCCAAAACUAUCAUUCCAUUGCCUUUUGAAGACUACAGUGAUGAAAGAACACUACUUGUCACCCGGUAAUCACACCGUUGCACAGUUGAGGCGUGGAAUGUUUUUUUCCUUCUCUCAUAUUGACUGUACAGAUAAAAUUUGAACUGCUGCUGCGUCGUGAGUCUGCAAUCGGCUGGUAAGUUCUCGCUUAACGAUUCGAUAUUCGGUAUUUGAGGUGGGAUACUCUUUAAUGUCAGUUCAUAUGAGUGAUGUAUAUGGAAAGUUUGAACAUUCACCAUUUUUGCUCUUUCACUCAAUGCUUGUCACGUUCGUUGCUUAGUUGAUAUAUCAAAAUAUCCAUUUUCUUGUUAAACAAAAAACCAGUUCAACCCAAUUUUGAAACGGAUAGGAUGAUUUGUAGACUCGACUGCAAUUGGCCCACGAAUCUGAUUUUGGAUCGGUUGGGCCAUUUUAUUUGCAUUUUGUCAAUGCCUCUUAGUCUUAUAGGGGGUAAUUCGAUUCGUAGCCUUUGUUUUACUCAAUAUACCCCUCAUUUAAAUA